Messenger RNA from Pyricularia grisea, 1413 nucleotides. RefSeq lists its product as uncharacterized. The record is from RefSeq and is a predicted model, not a curated record. The transcript has a single exon. Bases 1 to 1413 code for a protein of 470 amino acids. Lineage: Eukaryota; Fungi; Ascomycota; Sordariomycetes; Magnaporthales; Pyriculariaceae.
AUGGCCGCAGCUCCCGGGCAUGGACCGGUGAUUUCCAGUUCCCACGAGGCUUCAAGGUCUCGGUGGCCAGGACGUUUUCUCAUAUUAGUUACCGUGCUGGCUCUUUUGACCAACGCGACUGCUGUCUCAAUCAAUAACCCAGCCAUAGCGUCGGACAGCUUAUCAGAGGCCGCUGUAAACAUCGGCCCAUCAAAUAUUAAAGCCAGAUCGAACAGCCCGCGAGGCUCUGAAGUUCUAGGGACUCCCAGAAGAGCUCCUGCCGUCAGACCGAGGGGCACACCCGUCAUACAUAAACGUGCAACGGCCUCGAUCCCAUCGCCAACCGCACAGGUUACCUCAGGACCCAGCAGCUCGCCUAUCCACUGCCCAGCCGACAACCUCACUGUCUUCACCGAGCCUUCGGCAUCUAAGCGCUACGUCGUUCUAUGUGGUCGUGACUACCACUCGUCCCUCGGUGCUGUAGAUUUGUACAACGUAGCGGCAAAAUCACUCAACGACUGCAUCGAGGUGUGCGCAAGGGAUAACAGUGGGUGCUCGUCGGUGGGCUGGGGGUAUAUGGACGAUGAGUUGGGCUUCAGGUGCUUUCUGAAGAGCUCCAUCGGAGAGCCUCAUGACUCUGCGGGUUGGAUGUUUGCGGUGGAGGACGCCAGUCAGCCCGGAAGCCCCGCUCCGACCGCAAGCCCAGGAUUGAGUGCUGACGCAAAGGCUGGAAUUGGUGUCGGAGUCGCGGCCGCCGCAGUACUCACGGGUGUCGGUAUCCUCGCCGCUUGGUACUAUAGGCAGCGCAAAUCAAUUGCUGAAAAGAGCCUGGGACAAGCCAAGGCCCUGUCAGAAAGCUCUAGCAGCUUCAGUUACGGUUCGCACAGGACCCAUUCACCAGCACCGCCAUCAUUUCAGCGAUCCAUGCACCAACUACCAGCAGGCGAAUGUCUUGAGCUUCCGGGUAGUUCAGUCAAUGUCGGUCCGGCCCCCGUCAGUUCGACACGGGAAGAGAAUGCUCCAAGUCGUGGCGUCGCAACAUAUAUUUUGAGGCAGCAACAAAAGAUACUGGAUAGCUGUCGCCCAGAAAGACCCGGGGCCGACUCAAAAACGGGGUUGACAUGCAUUGAUACAAACAACUCGCAAUGGGGAGCAACGUAUGCCCGCAGCCCCGACGGAACCCUGGCCCCCAUGAGCGCAAUGACGGGUCUCGGAAGCUAUGCGGCAUCGCCAUGGAGCGCAACGCAGUCCAGUCCGGCCUCGGAGCUCCCCGUGGUUCGCGGGGGCCCGAAUGGCUAUGGACCAGAAUAUGAGAUGGCGUCGGACGUCACGGCGGGGACCGGGAGGCCGGAGCGAGCGACGGACAAAUUUUUGCUGUCAGACAUGAUUUUAUUCAAGAAGCAGCUGAUUUCGGAGAAGGCUGCAGAUGGAUAG